Messenger RNA from Cetraspora pellucida, 1455 nucleotides. Lineage: Eukaryota; Fungi; Glomeromycota; Glomeromycetes; Diversisporales; Gigasporaceae. The record is from the annotation of a GenBank genome assembly.
AUGAACGAUCAACAAAGACCAUUUGUGUCGAACGUUACAGGCUAUCCAAUGCAAUAUGCCACACAGCCUAUUGCACCGAGAGGAGUGCAACAAACUCCGUAUCCGUAUUCUCGAAUGCAAUAUCCGAUUGGACAAUCGCAGUUAAUGAUGAACGCACCUACUCAACCUCGCCCAAUUCAUAAUACUGGUCCGCCAAUUGUAGCGUCUAGCCCUGCACCGGUGGUGCGAAAACGUACCAUUCCAGAAAAUGCUACAAUGAACGCAAUGAAUACGCAAGUAAAAAAAAAGCGAGCGAUUGACAGAAACAUCCCAGAAAAGCUCGAUACACUCGUUCCAGAAUCACAAUUAUAUACAGAACUCCAAGAAUUUGAAAGAAAAUUGGACUCGACAAUUGUUCGCAAAAAAUUAGAAAUAACAGAAUCUUUAUCAAAGCCGAUGAAGGUUAAGCGUACCCUCAGAGUAUUUAUAUCUAAUACAUCAUGUAAUCAACAACCUGUAUUACAGGAAGCUGAAGGAAACGAAAUAGAUUAUGGUAGUAACAUUCCGGCCUGGACAUUAAAGAUUGAGGGAAGGUUACUUGAUCCUAUAAAUGCGAAAAACACCAGGCCGCCUGCUCGAAAAUUUUCUCAUUUUUUCAAGUCCAUAAUUGUCGAGUUAGAUAGAGAUCCUGAAAUGUAUCCUGAAGGCAAUUUAAUUGAAUGGAACAAAGCGCCAGAUUCUGAUGACGUUGACGGAUUCGAGAUAAAACGUAAAGGUGACUCAAAUCUCAAAGCAAAAAUAUUCUUAAAUCUAGAUCAACAGCCGCCAAGGUACAAAUUGUCACCUGAAUUAGAAAGUAUUUUGGAUAUACAAGAAGAAACAAAACCAGGCAUUAUUAUGGCUUUAUGGCAGUAUAUAAAACAUAACAAUUUGCAAGAUAAUGAGGAUAAACGGAUAAUUAACAAUGAUAUGCGAUUAUACGGGAUUUUUAACGCUACACGGAUCGCUUUUCCACAAAUUCCAGAAUUAAUAAGCAAGCAUUUGGCGCCUGUCGAUCCUAUACUGAUAGAAUAUACAAUUCGAGUUGAUAAAGAAUUUCAUCAAUCGCGGUAUGCUUAUGAUAUUGAAGUCGAACUUGAUGAUCCAAAUAAAAUGAGACUUGCAGCGCUCGCGUCAAAUUCUAUCAAUCAAAAAGAAAUACAGAAUUUAGACGACAAGAUCGUUCAAUGUGUACAAAGCAUUAAUAAUUCUAAAACCAAACGUGACUUUUUACUAAAUUUUGCGAAUUCACCUAUAGACUUUAUUAAUAAAUGGAUUGCUAGUCAAAGCCGUGAUUUAGAGGUUAUUUUGGGUGAAAGUAAAGUUAACCUCGAGGAACAGCGAAAGUCUGGAUUCUAUCAACAAGACUGGGUCAAUGAAGCCGUUUUUCAUUACACGGCUGCAAUGAAUAAAAAUAAUAAAAAUUUGUUAAUGUGA